AUGGCGGCCAACGUGGGUGAUCAGCGCGGCGCAGAUUGGUCCUCUCAGUACAGCAUGGUGGCCGGGGCAGGCAGAGAGAACGGCAUGGAGACUCCCAUGCACGAGAACCCGGAGUGGGAGAAGGCCCGCCAGGCCCUGGCCAGCAUCAGCAAAGCGGGAGCCGCCGGCAGCUCCGCCAAGGCCAGCAGCAAUGGGCCUGUGGCCAGUGCACAGUAUGUGUCGCAGGCAGAGGCCUCGGCCCUGCAGCAGCAGCAGUACUACCAGUGGUACCAGCAGUACAACUACACCUACCCCUACAGCUACUACUACCCGGUGAGCGUGUACCAGAGCUACGGCUCCCCCUCCCAGUACAGCAUGGCCAGCUCCUAUGGUUCAGCCGCGCCGCAGCACCAAGGGCCUCUGAGCCAGCCCCCCGUCCCUGGCAUGGACGAAGGCAUGCCCUACCAGGCGCCCCCUCAGCAGAUGCCUGCGGCCCAGCCCCCCCAGCCCGCCAACCCCCCGCACGGUGCCCAUCCUCUGAGCAGCGGCCCCCAGCCUGGGACAGCCCCCGCCACCCAGCACAGCCAGGCGGGACCCGCGUCGGGUCAGGCCUACGGGCAGCACACCUACAGUGAGCCUGCCAAGCCCAAGAAGGGCCAGCAGCUGUGGAAUCGCAUGAAACCAGCCCCUGGGACUGGGGGACUCAAGUUCAACAUCCAGAAACGGCCCUUUCCCGUCACUAACCAGAACUUCAGCUCCACCACAGAGGGCCAGCACAGCGGCUUCGGCCCCCAGCCCAACCCCGAGAAAGCCCAGAACCACAGGGGGAACCUGUCUGGGAAGCCGGACGACUGGCCACAGGACAUGAAGGAGUACGUGGAGCGCUGCUUCACGGCCUGCGAGUCGGAGGAGGACAAGGACCGCACUGAGAAGCUGCUCAAGGAGGUGCUGCAAGCGCGGCUACAGGACGGCUCGGCCUACACCAUUGACUGGAGCCGCGAGCCCCUGCCCGGGCUGACUCGGGAGCCUGUGGCCGAGAGCCCAAAGAAGAAGCGGUGGGAGGCGCCCAGCACCCUCCAUCCUCCCCGAGGGGCAGCCUCCGCGACCAGGGGUGGGGGUGCCCAGUCCCAGCGAGGGACACCGGGGGCUGGAGGUGCCGGCCGAGCCCGGGGCAGCAGCUUCGCCAAGUUCGGCAACCGCAACGUCUUCAUGAAGGACCACAGCUCUUCCUCCAGCACCGACUCCCGCUCCCGCUCCUCCUCCCGCUCCCCCACCCGCCACUUCCGCCGCAGCGACUCGCACUCGGAUUCCGAGAGUUCCUGCUCAGGCAACGAGUGUCACCCUGUGGGCCGCAGGAACCCACCCCCGAAGGGCCGGGGAGGCCGGGGGGCCCACAUGGACCGGGGCCGGGGCCGGGCACAGCGGGGCAAGAGGCACGACCUGGGGCCCACCAAGCGCAGCCGCAAGAAGCUGGCGGCCCUGGAGUGCGAGGAGCCGGAGCGCGAGCUGAAGAAACAGAAGCGGGCGGCGCGCUUCCAGCACGGACACUCGCGCCGCCUGCGCCUGGAGCCCCUGGUGCUGCAGGUGGGCAGCCUGGAGGGCAGUGCGGCCGACCCCGACUGGCAGGAGCUGCAGAUCGUGGGCACCUGCCUGGACGUCACCAAGCACUACCUGCGCCUCACCUGUGCUCCCGACCCGUCCACCGUGCGCCCAGUGCCGGUUCUGAAGAAGUCGCUGUGCAUGGUCAAGUCCCACUGGAAGGAGAAGCAGGACUACGCCUUUGCCUGCGAACAGAUGAAGUCUAUCCGGCAGGACCUCACGGUGCAGGGUGUGCGCACGGAGUUCACGGUGGAGGUGUAUGAGACCCACGCGCGCAUUGCCCUGGAGAAGGCGGACCACGAAGAGUUCAACCAGUGCCAGACGCAGCUCAAGUCACUGUACGCCGAGAACCUGCCGGGCAACGUGGGCGAGUUCACCGCCUACCGCAUCCUCUAUUACAUCUUCACUAAGAACUCGGGAGACAUCACCACGGAGCUGGCGUACCUGACCCGGGAGCUGAAGGCGGACCCUUGCGUGGCCCACGCGCUGGCGCUCAGGGCUGCCUGGGCUCUGGGCAACUACCACCGCUUCUUCCGGCUCUACGCUCAUGCGCCCUGCAUGUCCGGCUACCUCGUGGACAAGUUUGCAGACCGGGAGCGCAAGGCUGCGCUCAAGGCAAUGAUCAAAACCUUCCGCCCAGCGCUGCCCAUCUCCUACCUGCAGGCCGAGCUGGCCUUCGAGGGCGAGGCCGCCUGCCGGGCCUUCUUGGAGCCCCUGGGCCUGGCCUACACGGGCCCGGACAACUCCAGCAUCGACUGCCGCCUCAGCUUGGCGCAGCUGCCGGCCUUCUGA
Messenger RNA from Rangifer tarandus platyrhynchus (Svalbard reindeer), 2370 nucleotides. NCBI's taxonomy places the organism in Eukaryota, Metazoa, Chordata, Mammalia, Artiodactyla, Cervidae. The record is from the annotation of a GenBank genome assembly.